AUGGAUCCUUAUACUCUACUGAAUCCUAUCAAUGCCGAUGAACUUUUUAGAAGAUUAAAUGCUGAGAUCAAUACACCAUACUUAAUUAAAUCGGAUAAUAUUAUUUAUGUAAGUGAUGACCGAUUAUUUAUUGAGAAUCUUUUAGUAAUAGCAACAGACAAAGACAAAAAAGAAGUAACAGUAGAAGACAACUGGAUUAGAUAUUUAAGAAAAGUUUUGAAUGAUAAUAACAAAAUUUCGGUUCCCUCAUAUAAAAAAGACAUUAAGGAAUUCAUAAAAACUGUUGACAAAGAAAAACUUCUUCAAGGAAGGAAGAUAUAUGUAUAUGAUGACGAUUGGUCUUUAAUAAAAUGGGAAUUAGAUUGUAAGAAUAUUAUGUUUACACUUAAGGCAUACGAACUUGAUCCAAAAAAAUCCGGAGAAUCUAAAGAAUAUAGGCGGAUUCCAGUACAUCAA
This is a messenger RNA of Racocetra fulgida, 456 nucleotides long. Lineage: Eukaryota; Fungi; Glomeromycota; Glomeromycetes; Diversisporales; Gigasporaceae. The record is from the annotation of a GenBank genome assembly.